This is a messenger RNA of Drosophila takahashii, 747 nucleotides long. RefSeq names its product zerknullt-related (gene zen2). Gene Ontology annotation, biological process: regulation of transcription by RNA polymerase II. Gene Ontology annotation, cellular component: nucleus. The record is from RefSeq and is a predicted model, not a curated record. Lineage: Eukaryota; Metazoa; Arthropoda; Insecta; Diptera; Drosophilidae. Gene Ontology annotation, molecular function: DNA-binding transcription factor activity, RNA polymerase II-specific; RNA polymerase II cis-regulatory region sequence-specific DNA binding.
AUGUUUGUAAUUGAAACCGAAAACUAUUUUGUGGACAACGGUUCAGUCAGCGACUUCGAGAUGUACCCUUGUCUCGACUUAAACGUGGACCCGGCUCCCUCAGCUGGAACAAAGUCGUUGGAGAAGUCGAAGAGAUCCCGCACUGCAUUUACCAGUCAUCAGCUUAUUGAACUUGAAAGAGAGUUUCACCUAAAUAAAUAUUUAGCCCGGACGAGGCGUAUUGAGAUUUCUCAACGUUUGGGCCUCAGUGAAAGACAGGUUAAGAUCUGGUUUCAAAAUCGUCGCAUGAAGCUCAAAAAGUUGGUCAAUAAGAAGGCCGUUCAGGAACCUCUGGCCACGUCUAAUUCUGACACUUUUCAAUCAAAAGAGGAUCUCUUAAAGGACGAUGAGAUCGUUAAGCGCCUUCUUCAAUAUACCAACACAAAUGUGGAAACAAUUCCAAUGCAGCAGAACACUGCAUUCAUCUUGGAAGAGGGUCAAAUCACGCCACCCUAUCAGGCCUACGAUUACCUCCAUGAGUUCUGCCCUGCUCCAAUGGAUCUUCCCCAACUACCUUUCAAUGAACUCGAUUCCAACUGGGCGAGUAAUUGGUUGGGUCUUGAAGCAACCAUUCCACCCACAGGAAACGUUAUAGACCCAAAUUCAAAUAGUUACUGGGACUCGAAUAGUUCUGCUGCAGGAUCCACAUCAUCGGAAGAUAUUCUGGAUGUGGACUUCGACUUUAUACAGAAUUUAUUAGACUUUUGA